Molecule: messenger RNA, 1943 nt
Organism: Planococcus citri (citrus mealybug)
Lineage: Eukaryota; Metazoa; Arthropoda; Insecta; Hemiptera; Pseudococcidae
Exons: 5
Coding region: 308-1801 (497 amino acids)
Source: RefSeq, a predicted model, not a curated record
UAGAUUUCAGUCUACUAUAGACGGUAGUAGCUCCCUAUCAACCUUGCCAAUUGCUUGUUAUAUCUUCCGCGAAAAAAUAAGUACACUGGAACUCGUGCGUACGAGUAGGUAUUUUAGUUGUAUGAAUGAUGUGCUCGAAAUUAGCUCGUUCUCCGUGUAAUUCGGCCAAUUCGUCGUUGGAAUUUUAAUCAAAUAAUACAUACACUCGUCAACGAAACAAAAAAAAGAUCAAAUGCUGAAUAUUUAAACGUACGUACGUACCUACCUCCUACCUAUCAUAUUUGAAUGCGGUGAAUAAACUACAAAAAUGGGUGAAAAAAUUCAUCUUGUGUUCCUAGUCAUAUUUUCAUUGUCAUUACAUCAUCAAGUUCAAACACAAAAAGCCAACUUCUGCAAUGUUACCGAACCGUAUUUCGUGGAAGUUACCAAAACGGAAACGAUAUUGGGAUUCAAGCAGAAAAAUGGUGGAUUUAAUUUACUUGGCAUGUUCUCCAGCAAAUACGAAAAUGUUACGAAAACUGUUAUAGGAGUAGAAAAAAGAGAACGAGUAGUUGAAGAAUGCUGCAAAGGGUACAAAAAAAAGGACAACCAAUGUGUACCUAUCGACGAUACAAAUCCACCAAAAGAGCCAUCCAGUACCACCACAACUACCACGACAACCACAACGGCUGCUCCCAGUUCCACCUCCACUACUACCUCUGCACCUAUCCCAAGCGAACCACCACCAGUUGAACCAUCGCCAGCAACAGAAACUGUGACGCAACCAAGCACUUCAGAAUCAGUACCAUCUGCUGAACCAUCAGUCGCUCCUGCUGCUACAGACUCAGAUCCAACGACACCAGCGAACGCUGUACUUGAACCCACUUCAGCUCCUGAUGUACCCCCACCUGCCCCAAGUGAACCUCCAUCUUCUGCACCUGAGCCAGAACCAGCUUCAGAAACACCUCCAGCUAUCUCAUCUUCUGCACCAGAGCCAGAACCAGCUCCAGAAACAGCACCAGCUUCAGAAACACCUCCAGCUGUAUCGAGUGAAUCUCCAUCCUCUGCGCCAGAACCUGAAACGCCUCCAGAAGCAUCAUCUCCGGUGUUGAGUGAAUCGUCAUCAGUCGCCUCGUCUUCUGAAGCUCCUCCUCAGACAACAUCGCAAGUCAGUCAGGCUGAAACUAUAGUGAAUGAUAAUCGUCCUCAAGAUGAGCCCAUGUUAUCAUCUUUUAUGGUAACAACAGGUGAACCACGCACUAAAGACGUACCUACCACCACACCACUCAUAGUUUCGUAUUCUACUUCAGAAUCUCCCACUUCGACGAAACAAUCCGAAAAAUUAAUAGAUGAUGCUACCGUACUCAAUAUUGAUUUAACAACCAUUAUCAAUAGUCGUAGACGAAGAAGUCUAGAUGAAUCAUCAUCAGAUGAUGAUGCAGAUUCCAUUGAAGAACUAGAAAUUGGGUCGAACAAUUCAUCUGCAGAUGAUCCUAGUGAACUAUCUGCCUCCCAUAAAAGUGAAUUGAAACUAAACGAAAAACCAGUUUCGUUGAAAAACCAUCACCAUUCGUCGGAUUCUGAUAGUAUUGUUGUAAGUGAUCUCACUGCUGAUGUUGAGGAUCAAGGGUAUCCGUGGGUUGAGAUAUUGGAAGUGUUAUCCUUCGGUGCCAUUGUAUUUUUACUGGUGAUAACGGUGCAAAUGUCAUUUAAUGUGGAACCUUAUUCACUUUCAAAAGGGAACAAGAAAAUUCCUCAGGAAAUAGAUUCUUACGGCGAAUAUUGGGUGUGCGAUUCUCAAAGUAGCCUGGAAGAAGUAUAAGAAUAAUUAUGACCAUUAAUAAUUUGUUACAACUGUAUAAACAAGGAGUUCAGUUUAUCAGACUGUUUUGUAAUUUAAUUUAAUUUUGUAUUUAUUAAUUAUUUAUGAAUGAUUUUCAAUAAAACAACUUUUUACAUAAAAA